GUUUGGGCAUGUUUGUUUUGUAUUCACCCAUUAUCACAGAAUCACACCCACACCAUGAUUGAAAUGCCCAUGGUCUGCUAGACGGUCCUUCUCCUCCCGUUCCUUACAACCGAGCUCGGCGACGGCUACGACGACGAUGCCCAAUUUAUUGCUCGAGUCUCUCGAUUCUUUCCCUAUACCCCCCUCAUUCAUUCCCCCUUCACCACGGUCACCAACCCUGAAUACUGCUAUCGCAAACCCACCCCCCUCCCGCCCUCCAAGCGUACCAUUACCGCCAAUUCCUGGUCCUUCGCGUAUUUCAGAAUCCGACGCAGCUCUACUCUUGGGUUCGACAAGGAACUCAAAGUACAGUACCUCAAGUAGAACUGACUCAAUUGCAAGUCUUGCCAGCGCCAAAAGCAAUGGUUUUCACUACACAUAUUCACCCAACGACCGCACCAGAAGGCGCGACUCAACUUCGUCCAGCCUUUCAAACAGUUCCAAGGCCUCUCGCAGCGUGUCUGACAGGUCGUUACGGGGACAUGAAGCCAUAAGAGAGUCGCAUUUGGAAGAUAGAGACGAUAUUUCAAUUUUUGACCCGGCAGAUGCAUACGGAGGAACGGCAUCGAGCGGAGACGAGGUCGAGCGUCAGGAGCAGUUGACGAAGAUCAGAUUGUCACCUAUGCCCGUAGACAAUGACCAGCACCUGGCUCCCGACAAUAACUAUUCGCCGCCGUUGUCUGCUCGAUUCCCUCAACCACCACCGCUCUCUUCGAAGGAUCAUGACAGGCUUACCAUAAAGCGAUUGUCACUAUCUAGCUCGGUAUCAUCAGCAUCUGCUUCCAAAGGACUACCACUCACUCAUAAAGAACCUUCGUUUCGCCAUCGAGAUAUUGAAACACCAGAGUCUGGUGACAUCUCAAUAUCAUCCAUUUCUAUGCACGACUUGCCUCCCGACGAUGACUUCGGUAGCGGAGAGGAAUUCGACAUACCUACCACUACCAACUAUCCCCUACCGCCUAGGAUACAGCGUCCGCCGUCAUCGAAAAUUCUGACAAUGAACCAGCCGCCCACUGUACCACAUCCUUCUCUUCUGACCCCCGGGACACCAUUAUCACCAGGGACGCCUCUGAUAUGUCAGACACCGCCGACACCGCAGUCACCCGCGUUUAGGCCACCGCCGUCACCACAUACCUCCGUUUUACCUCCCACCUCACGGCAGGGAAGGACCCGAUCCAGUAUUUCGAAACCGGUUGCUCCUAGUGACUGCGACGACAGCUCAGAUUUAGGAGGUUUACAGCCUUUAACCUUAACGUCAGUCGCAACCCCUACCCCAACUAUUGCAACGGAAUCACCAUCGCAAUCAUUUCCUGAACAACACUCACAUGCACCUAUCGAAUUUCCAACGAAAAUCCAAUUCCCGCCUUCUGCAGAUUACAUUCUCACCGAUGACCCUCUCUUGCUACACCGUGAACUUCGUUCGGCCCGUUCAAGGAGCAUAAGCCAUAAGAAACGGCUGAACGGCUCUAAACAGACAACUCCAGAAAGUUCCCCUGUUCCGGAACAACCAGGGGAUGAUACGUUUCAAUCCAAUGCUGUGCUUCCGCAAACCACAAGGAGCAGUAGUGUGAGCAUUUCUGUGGCAGAAAGGGCCACAGGUAAACGCGCCAUGACUGUCCCGCCACCUUCAUCAUUCAAAACCAACACUUCUAAACAGGCUACCGAUAGCCGUGCUAAUUCGCCUGACAUUGAAGAUUUGUUGGAAACUACGCCAAGACCGAGGAGGGGAAGCAGUUCCGGCAAAUUGAGUGGGCGAACUAGUGUAAGUUCGUACCGUUCAGGACGUUCCAGGAGCGCGUCGAUGCCGAGGAAAAAUAGACAAACUGUCAGUUCUACUGCGAAUCCAGAUGUUCAGAGAAGGGCGAGUGAAGGGUUGUCCAGAGAAUCCCGGGAAAGUCGCUUCGCGAGGUUGGAACGAGAGUUGGAAGGAAUUGGGAGUGACGAAGAAUCACUGGGAGGUUACCCUGCAGACCAAGGUCGUCUGUUCGAAGACGCCCGGAGGUCAACGGGAAGUGAUGAUCUUUUGAUGGAGGACGAUGAAGGGAGCGCUAGCGAUUCGAGUUUGGAUAUCCAUACGCCCUUGCCGCACUUGUUACUUCGAGAUGGUGCGCUGUCCCACAAAUCCAAGUUACUACCAUCGACCUCGUUAUCUUCGACGGAUUCCGUCGAGUCUUUGACUUCCUUGACUGGUAGACCAGGUAGCGUCAUCAGCGUCCGAUCGACCGAUUCGAAAGCGAGUUUGUUCAAGGAUACUCGGGAUACACCUGUACGGCGGUUGAGACACAAGGAUGGAAAGUUGCUGAAGGGUGGAUUGGGUCUUACUACAGGACUGGGAUGGAGUGAUAGCGAAGACGAAGACGCUCCUUCGCCUCUUACUCGGCGUCUAUCAUCUGUUGUACUCUCAAAGAAGACAUCCCUUAUCUCACUCGCUCGUGGUCGUCCUUCAUCUAACAUCCAUGAAAGCAAGUCGCAUGGAAAUUUGCGUGCCUCAUCCUAUUCGACCAGGAGCGGGAACUCUUCCGGCUUCUCAAGGAGACCGAGUGAUCUUUCGAGCAGUCAGUCAACGACGACGUUACUUGAAGCGGAUGAGUUCGAGUGCUCCGAUGAUGACAGUUAUGCUAGCGCUACCUAUCAUGGUUACUCUCCCGGUACACAACAAGUUAGAGGACUAAUCUCAUCUGGAAUGCCUCCGAGUUCGUGGCAGCGUGGCUUUCGACAAGCUAACAGUAUUGGGAGUCGAAGGGGUGUGAGUUCCGCUUCUUCGCUCGCCCUUUCAAUCCCGCCUCCCGCAACGACACCAAACUCCAAAGCUUGCGGAAAAAUAUUAUCGAGGUCAACUUCAGAGUCCUCCAUUCGUGGCCCCGCACAUUUCCAGUACGCCGCUCCCGAAGAGCUUUCGAAGACGCCAUCUAGUUCGUCUUCUGUCUCAUCAGUCUCAAUACCCGCUCCAUUGACCCCGAAGGAUGACGAAGUCCAUACACCCACACCUCACUCCGUUAUUAGGACAGACCCAAACAAAAUCCUACCGCCUCUACCGAAUCCUAAAACAGGGAGCAUUAGAAGGCCUGCAGCGCCUGGUCUAGCAGCUAGAUUUGCUUCACCAGGUUAUACAAGCCCUAGAGGUAGAUCGAACUCCAUCGGAACAACAUUGUCUACCUCUUCCUCCGCACCUGCUGUCAGCGAUGCACCGCCUCUACCUAAUACUGGUAUCUCUGCUUCCUCAUCCACUUCAUCCCUUAAACCAUUGAAACUACCUCGAUAUUCCGCCGGAGUUUCUCAGAAGCCUGCUCUGGUUCCUACUGUGUCUGGUACCGAAAACCAACUGCAUACCUCUCCUACGCCCACACCCACACUACCUACAACACCAUUGACAAUAUCGUCUGGUUUACCUAAACCUAGAACGGGAACCGGGAUGACCUAUCGAAAGAGCUCAAGUAGUCAGACGCUCCGGAUGCCGUCCUCUCCCAUGUUGCGCACGCCAUCAGCGACGCGCUUUUAGACAUGUCUUGGCUUUUCGUUACAUUCUUUCUCUUGUCCCUCUAACACGUAUCUAGGAUACCCUACUUAACUCUUACCACAACACAAUGGAUUCCCUUUCCUAGUUUUCGUUCUGUAUACAUAUUACAUUGUUUUCUGUUUACAACGACAUACUACUAUCCUCCCUGGAUUAUCUUUCGUCUUUCUAAUUGGAUUUUUCAGAGAUCUCUGGGAUAAUGAUAAUCUGUUUUGUACUUGUAGCAAACUUUCACUGACCAAACCGCGGACGACGGGGUGAUGGAUAUUGACUCGUGGGAUUCAUCAUACAAAUACCGUUUGACCUGUGUCAUGAUCAUGAUUUCCCUCUUACCAACUACUGCUCAAGCGCUCACCCCUCUCAACCUCUCUUGAUUUGAUUGAACGCACACGCAGGCAAUGGUGUUCGAUAACGAUUCCCAGUCCAAACAUCAGAACCGUCUUAACUCCCUUGCCCGCUACAUUGAAUCUGAGAAGUGCAAGAAUGUUGUUCUAAUG
Molecule: messenger RNA, 4050 nt
Organism: Marasmius oreades (fairy-ring Marasmius)
Lineage: Eukaryota; Fungi; Basidiomycota; Agaricomycetes; Agaricales; Marasmiaceae
Exons: 5
Coding region: 137-3538 (1133 amino acids)
Source: RefSeq, a predicted model, not a curated record